AUGGUGACCGAUGGCUUCAUCAUCACGGUAGAGGGCACCAACCUGUCCUUCUUGCCCAAUGUGACCGUGCUCACGUUGAGCCGAAAUUGCAUCCUGGACAUUCGAGGAGACGCCUUCCACGGGCUGCCAGGGCUUCAGAUCCUGCUUCUGGAGCACAACCAGCUGUCCAGCUCCUCCAUCAGCAACACCACCUUCCAAGAGCUCCGGACCCUGCAGGUGCUCGCCCUGAGUGACAACCUCCUGGACAGUGUGCAGGGCACCUGGUUCAGAAACACCAAGGGCCUGCUCCGGCUGCUCCUGAACGGGAACCGGCUUAGGAACCUGACACAAAGCGCUUUUGUCGGCGCCGAUCUCGCCGGCCUCGGCUACCUGGACCUAUCGAACAAUUUCAUCAGCUACCUUGGGGAGGGGGCCUUCGGGGCCUUGCCCGGGCUGCGGGAGGUGGAUCUUUCCCGCAAUAACCUGGCGCACAUCCCCGACGUAUUCGCUCCUCUCACGCGGAUCAUCCUUCGGGGUCUGGAGAGGAAUGCGUGGCGCUGCGCGUGUGACCCGCACCCCCCGGCCCCACUCCUCGGGAACUCCACGACCGACUCCUCUGGCCCCACGCGCAGCCGUGGCAAGGACCUGAAUUGCCGGAGCCCGGCGGCUGCGGCGGCUGUUUACGCCGUGCUCCGACGGUCGGAGGCCGACUGCGAGUACAAGUCUCCAGACAUGAUGCUGGUAUUCCGGGACAAAGCAAGCAGGCGCUCCGGAGGGGAGGUGGCCCAGGUGACCGUCCUGUGCUUUGCAGGAGCCGUCGGUCUCACUUGCCUAAUUUUAGCCAUUUUGAACUGGAAACUCCAACGAGGCAGAGCCAGGCCCACGUCAGACAACCCAUGUUGCCGAGCCCUUGGUGAAUCCCUGUGUGCUCGUGACCCAAGAAACAACUUCACGCAGGGAUACUGCAACUGUCGCUCAACUCAGGAAAAUGAAAUCAAGGUCAUGUCCAUUGUGGGAUCUGGAAAGGAAAAGCCACUUUUACAGGAAAACUGCCAUCCAGCGACUCUAGAAAGAGUCCCGAAGUCCACGGGCCUCCAAGCCUCCUUCAGGAACCUUGCACAAGGGAAGGGAUGUGGGCCAGACAACGGUCCUUUCUUACGCUUCAACUGUAGACUGGUGCAGCCAGGCGUUCCAGAGUGUUCGGGGAACGUGAUGGUCAUUAAUGAAGCCAGUCCACCGACAAGACAUUUCCAGAGAAGAGUAGGAAAGCUGGGGCAUUUUGAACCAGGAGAGAUCCAGACGCAGACAUUUCAACGAAACUCAAAGAGGACAAUGGAUAUCGGCAGUGACACAUUGAAUGGAAGAGGCUCAACGCCCACCUCAGCCUUGGCAAGAGAAAACCUGGAAAACCAUUUAACAAAUGAGUCGUGGCAGCCUCCAACAGAAACAGGAGACGAUGGCUUUCAACCUCACCAACAAAGACACUUCCUCACAAGCUCGCCAGCCAAGCCUCACAGAACUGAGGAGCGCCGAGUACCAAAAAAUACAAGAAAUCCCAGCUCCCACCGCCCUGGUCCUCAUGGGCUGCUUUGGGAGAGCAGGCUCAUGGAUCUGCCCCCAGACAAUCUCCUGGUCUGCAAAUAUGGCCCUUGGGAUCAAUUGCAGGAUUGUACAGAUGAAAGGAAAUCAAGUUAUAGGGAACGCCCAAAGUCCCAGAAAGACCACAUCCAAGCGAACAGCAGGAUCAAAGACCUUCUGCCAAGUGCGGGCAAUGUAGGAUUAUCAGCCCGAGUCCAGAAGCCACACGUCCGAAAGAGAGUUAGCUUCCACAUUCCAGACUUGGAUGAAGAAGAUGGAUUGGCUCAGCUCCUGACUGACUUAACUGAGGCAGGAGCUCUUUGUACACAACAGCAAAAUCCGCACAACCAAGCGGUCGUCUGCCAUAGUGAGAAGCUAAGUGAGACGCAGGAAAAGACUAAAGGAGGAAAAGGCUCUUCUGGCGCACAGAUUCCAGAAAAAGAACAAAGCAAACCCUCUUACCGAAGGAGAAAAGUGAAAGGACAGAAUCUAAAUGUUAAAUUAAAUUUACACCCCUUCGGGAGAUUAAGAAUCCACCCAGAAAAACAACCUGACAGAGAGAAGUGUCCUCCCACGUCCUCAAGGCGAGGGAAAAAAGUAGCCCAGCAGGAAUCGUCCAAGGUUUCUGAGGAAGAGGCAGCUUGGAAGGAAAGACAGAGAAGGCUUAAGCAGACUGAGAGCAGUGGAAAUAGUAGAACCAUCCCUAAAACAUUGACUCCUAAUGCUGCUAACACGCAGGUCUCAGGUAGAAGCCGAAGGUCCGAACACUCCCCUCAUGUCCCUGAUCAAGUUCCUAGGCAAGGCCACGCCCACCAUGUUGCAUCUCCUCUAUCUGCAGGCAUCCUAACAGGAUUUCCCCCUCAAUCAUCACCAAAGGAGAGAAGGGGAAGUGCUGUUAACCUGCCAUCUUUAGUGCUCAGCUAUUCAUCAGGUAGUAGACAAGGGCCAGCAAAAAAUGAUUUCAAGCCCCAACAGUUCCAGGCUCUUGCUGACCAAGUGACACCAGAGGCCACUGAGGCUGGGGAGGGCCGUAAGUCACAGCACACUCUAGGACAGAAAGAAAAGGACGGCUCUAUCACCUCAAGGAAUGAAACACAGCCGGCAAGUGAUUUCAAGCCUGACACCAAUCAAAAGGAUUUAAGCCCAGAGGAAAUGUUACCUUACAAGCUCCAGCAUUCCCGUCAUCUACAGCCAGGAACUGAAAAGACUACUGUAGAGAGUAACACCAAAGCACCACCCCCAGUAGCUAAAUGUUGUGUUACAAACGGGGGCCUCAAACCCUUAAACAAAAAUGCUUCUAGAGUAGAGCCUUAUGACUCUUCCCUCAUUCCUCAGACCCAAGCCAAUAGUGACAUCACAUUUGUAGAAACCAAUUUCAUUCCACACCAAAAUAGACUCGAGUUUUCCAAUGAUAUCAACACUCCUCUUCCUGGCACUCAAACCAAUUGGCACCCAACCAGCAGGAGUGAAAAAGGAACUGACAGUGCAAAUGGAUUACCCAGAGAUGAUGGCAAUGAAGCACCUAGGGGCACAGGGGGAGCCAAAGAAAGUCACGAAGCAGCCCAGGAAAGCAGUGCCAGUCAUGGGGCGGUGAUUCAAGCCAAGGAAGUGGUCGUCGCUGGCACAUCAAGAGAGGCCAGGGAAAGUCAGAAAAAUGGACAAAGUGAAGGGCACGCAUUCCUGGGAUCACGUGUUGUCUCUCAGAGUAGCGUGAGCAGCAACAGGUCUCCUGACAUCCAAACGAGGCUGCUGCCGAGUGAAACUGGUCCCCAGAUUUAUCAUCACAUGAGAAAAGAUGUACAAGAAACUCAAGCCAUCCGACCAGGGAAAGGUGAUGACCAACGUGGAGAAGGAGAUGUAAUGCCCCCCGAGAAGCAUGAAGAUGCCCUUUUGUUGCCAGUCGUAAAAGACGGCCGUCUUGAGGCAGAAAAUGGGUGUCCCUAAUUCCUAACUGCGGAAAUGAUGCUGAAAACUCUGCUGAAGACUCUGCCCUGCUUCUACCAUCUGCCGAAUGUGCUCAUCCAUCACCUUGAGCAGCAGAACAGAGGGAGCCAAAGAACUCCAAUAGUAAUUGCUUUCCCAGUUAGCUUUCUUCAGAAAGCGCAAACACACACCCCUAGCCUUUAGAAGCAUUCCAAACGCAUUAUUGGGGUGAGAAAAGCCUCUCUCAAGCCUUUGUAUCGAAGAAGCAAAACUCUGUGGGUGAAUGCGAUGCAGAAACCAAAGACCAAACCCACGAGAUCCAUUGGACACAAUUAAUUAUCAUCCCCCGGGGAAGGAGAAAAAUCACAAAGUGAAGAUGAGACUGGUAGUCAUCUUUCCCACUGGAAAAGCAACUGAAUGAUAACAAUUGAGAAAUUAAAAUAGGAUAA
Vombatus ursinus (common wombat) is the source of this 3929-nucleotide messenger RNA. RefSeq names its product leucine rich repeat containing 53 (gene LRRC53). NCBI's taxonomy places the organism in Eukaryota, Metazoa, Chordata, Mammalia, Diprotodontia, Vombatidae. Gene Ontology annotation, molecular function: protein binding. The transcript has 3 exons. Bases 1 to 3501 code for a protein of 1166 amino acids. The record is from RefSeq and is a predicted model, not a curated record.